Molecule: messenger RNA, 312 nt
Organism: Bipolaris oryzae ATCC 44560
Lineage: Eukaryota; Fungi; Ascomycota; Dothideomycetes; Pleosporales; Pleosporaceae
Exons: 2
Source: RefSeq, a predicted model, not a curated record
AUGGCAGAGCUAGCAACGAUCGCUACUGUCGUUCAGCUGGCCGACUUGGCCCUGCGGAUGAGCGGCGAAGUCUGCAAGUUUCUCGAUGCUUACAAGAGUACGAACCGCGAUGUAAAAUUGUUGUGGGAUGUCGCAGUAUUGCGUGAUGUUGAAGCCAAUGUGCGCAACUUGCGUGGGUACGUCGUACGGUUUCGAAACGUCAAAGGCGUGUUCGACGAAUUUGAGGAUCUCUCUGAGACCAUCAUUUGGGCGUUGGAAGACUAUGAUGCCGAUAUCCUCGCGGUUAAAAAGCUUCUACCUCCAAAGCCGCUA